AUGACAGAGGUCAAGGCGGCUCUCAAUUCUAAAAUAAUGCAAACAAAGAAUGAUGAAAGAUCUGAUUGGGUUGCAGACAGUUUGUUUGUCAAAGGCAAAAAUGAAUCAAGAGAUUUGAAGGGUGGAUAUAACAAGUCGAAUUAUAAGAGCAAUCAGAACAAAGGGCACAAUCAAGGAAUGCAUGAUGGUCAAGUCAGACUCAUUCAAGAAGUUAGGUAUGUCCCUGAACUCAAGAGAAAUCUACUUUCAAUUAGUGAACUUACAUCUAGAGGCUGCACUAUAAAGAUAGAUAGUUCAAUGAAAGUAAUGAGGGGCACUAGGAUAGUAAUGAAGGGAGAUAUCAAAAAUGGUAUUUACUAUGUGCAAGGUGAAACUAUUGUUAGAAAAACAAAUUUGGUUGUUAAGAGCAGUGAUCGGGACAAUACAAGAUUGUGGCACAUGAGGCUAGUCAUGUCAGUGAGUGAGGUCUCUAUGAAUUGGAGAAACAGGGUAUUCUCAAAUGUAAGCUUGGAAAGAAACUGGGGUUCUGUGAAGAGUGUGUGUAUGCUUCUCAGAUUUAAGACUCCUCAAGAAUUUUGGAUAGGAGAAGUGCCAAGCUAUGACCUUUUUAAAGUUUUUGGAUGUACAUCCUAUGGUCUUAUUAGACAAGAUAAACUAGAACCUAGAGCUAUCAAAUGUUUAUUUUUGGGAUAUCUUGAUGGUGUUAAGGGGUAUAAACUUUGGUGCUUAGAAGAUGGAUACAAGAAAUGUAUUAUUAGAAGGGAUGCGGUGUUCAAAGAACAUGAAAUGGCAAUGAAAACUACCAAUACUCUAGUAGUCGGGGGAAACAAAGUGUUGAGAUACAAGCUCACAAGGAAGAAGUAG
Cannabis sativa is the source of this 864-nucleotide messenger RNA. RefSeq lists its product as uncharacterized. The record is from RefSeq and is a predicted model, not a curated record. NCBI's taxonomy places the organism in Eukaryota, Viridiplantae, Streptophyta, Magnoliopsida, Rosales, Cannabaceae. The transcript has 3 exons. The coding region runs from base 1 to 864 and encodes 287 amino acids.